This is a messenger RNA of Xyrauchen texanus (razorback sucker), 6499 nucleotides long. Its product is annotated as slit homolog 1 protein-like. The record is from RefSeq and is a predicted model, not a curated record. NCBI's taxonomy places the organism in Eukaryota, Metazoa, Chordata, Actinopteri, Cypriniformes, Catostomidae. Gene Ontology annotation, biological process: negative chemotaxis; axon guidance. Gene Ontology annotation, molecular function: calcium ion binding; heparin binding; Roundabout binding. The transcript is spliced from 37 exons. Bases 260 to 4855 code for a protein of 1531 amino acids.
GAGAGAGAUUUUUUGUUCUUUUGCUCUUCCAUAUUCCCUUUCUUCAGGCAGUAAGACAGCAAGCAGAGCUCCCGGAAUCAAAACAGCACAGUGAGCACGUUAUACAGAAGGAGCAGAGCAACUCCACCAAGAGAGAAAGGAGAGUUUGUGCAGAAAGUGAAUCGUGAGAGCAGGGCAGGAGCAGAUUUUUUUUUCUCCUCACAUUCUGGAAACAGGAGAAUACUAGCCUGAAAGCCCACGUCUGAAGCGGUGCAAGAUCAUGCCUGCAAGACGAAGAUACUCUGGAGGCAGCCUGGCAGAGGCAUGCAUCCGAAUACUGCUCCUGUGCGAGGCUGCCUUCAGCAGUUAUGCCAUGGCAUGCCCUGCGCUUUGCACUUGCAGUGGUACCACAGUGGACUGCCAUGGGCUGGGGCUCAAAACCAUGCCCAGGAAUGUACCCCGAAACACAGAGAGACUAGAACUGAAUGGAAACAACCUCACACGAAUCAACAGAAAUGACUUUUCUGGACUGAAGUACCUGCGAGUUUUGCAGCUCAUGGAGAACCAGAUCGGAACUGUGGAGCGUGGCGUGUUUGAUGACAUGAGAGAGCUGGAGAGACUCCGCCUGAACAGGAACCAAAUUCACCAGCUUCCAGAGCUUCUGUUUCAGAAGAAUGCGGCUCUGUCGAGACUAGACUUGAGUGAGAACUUCAUCCAGGCGAUUCCUCGAAAGGCCUUCCGUGGAGCAACAGACAUCAAGAACCUUCAGUUGGACAAGAAUCACAUCAGUUGCAUUGAGGACGGCGCUUUUCGUGCAUUACGUGGACUGGAAGUUCUAACACUGAACAACAACAACAUCAGCAGCAUUCCAGUGUCGAGUUUCAACCACAUGCCCAAGCUCAGGACCUUCCGUUUGCAUUCCAAUAACCUGAACUGUGACUGUCACCUUGCCUGGCUGUCCCAGUGGCUGCGGGAGCGGCCAACCAUUGGUCUAUUCACCCAAUGCAUCUCUCCAGCUCCACUUCGAGGACUCAAUGUGGCCGAGGUCCAGAAACAUGAAUUCUCCUGUACAGGUCAGUCUGGAAAUCCUGCUGUUCAGUCAUGUAGUUUUGCUGCUGGCUCGUGUCCGGCUGUCUGCACCUGCAGUAAUAAUAUCGUAGACUGCAGAGGAAAAGGACUGACUGUGAUCCCUGCGAACCUGCCCGAUAGCAUGGCAGAGAUACGACUGGAACAGAAUGGAAUCAAGUCAGUCCCUCCUGGAACGUUCUCUCCUUACAAGAAGCUACGUAGAAUAGACCUGAGCAACAACCAGAUUUCUGAGAUUGCUCCUGAUGCCUUCCUGGGCCUACGCUCCCUCAAUUCACUGGUUUUGUACGGGAACAAGAUCACUGAUCUUCCCAGAGGAGUUUUUGAUGGACUCUACGCCCUACAGCUGCUCCUUUUAAAUGCAAACAAGAUCCACUGUCUUCGUGCCAACACAUUUCAGGACCUGCAGAACCUCUCGCUGCUUUCUUUAUAUGACAACAAAAUCCAAACGUUAGCCAAAGGCACCUUCACCUCAUUGCGUGCAAUCCAGACACUUCAUUUGGCCCAGAAUCCGUUCAUCUGUGAUUGUAAUCUCAAGUGGUUGGCUGAUUACCUGCGCUCCAACCCCAUAGAGACCAGCGGCGCCCGAUGCACGAGUCCGCGCCGCCUCGCCAACAAACGCAUCGGCCAGAUCAAGAGCAAGAAGUUCCGCUGCUCUGCCAAAGAGCAGUACGUUAUCCCAGGAACUCAGGACAACAGCCUAAAUAAUGACUGUAAUAAUGACCCAGUCUGCCCAGCAAAAUGCCGCUGUGAGUCUAACGUGGUGGACUGUUCGAACCUGCGAAUGAGUCGAAUCCCUGAGCACAUCCCAGGGUCCACCACCGAACUUCGUCUCAACAAUAACGAGAUCACAAGUAUAGAAGCCACAGGUGUAUUCAAGACGCUUUCACACCUUAAGAAAAUAAACCUCAGCAACAAUAAGAUCUCUGAAAUAGAAGACGGUGCAUUUGAGGGGGCUUCUUCUGUCAACGAACUGCACCUGACGGCUAACCAGCUGGACUCCGUACAGAGUGCCAUGUUCAGAGGUCUGGAUGGCCUGCGGAUGCUAAUGCUGCGAAACAAUCGAAUCAGCUGCAUUCACAACAACAGUUUCACUGGAUUGCACAAUGUCCGUCUGCUGUCCCUCUUCGACAACACAUUGACGACCAUCACUCCCGGAGCCUUCGACACACUCCAGAGCCUCUCAACCCUAAACCUUCUUGCCAACCCCUUUAACUGUAACUGUCAUCUGGCAUGGCUGAGCAACUGGCUGAGGAACCGCAAAAUCGUCACAGGAAACCCACGUUGCCAGCGACCAGCAUUUCUCAAGGAGAUUCCCCUGCAGGAUGUGGCAUUACCGGAUUUCCGCUGUGAAGAAAGUCAUGAGGAAGCGAGCUGUACGCCACCUGUACAGUGUCCCAGCGAGUGUACCUGUCUGGAGACGGUGGUGCGCUGUAGCAACAAACAUCUUCAGGUCUUACCCAAAGGCAUUCCUCGCAACGUCACGGAGCUGUACUUGGAUGGAAAUCAGUUCAGCAUCGUGCCGAAAGAGCUCUCCACCUACAAAAAUCUGCAGCUGGUAGAUCUGAGUAACAAUAAAAUCAGCACCUUGACCAAUUCAUCGUUUGCCAACAUGAGUCAACUUACUACCUUGAUUCUGAGCUAUAAUGCUCUUCGUUGUAUCCCGACUCUUCCCUUCUGGGGUCUUCGAUCUCUCCGCUUGUUGUCUCUGCAUGGUAAUGACAUCUCAGAGCUGCCUGACGGGAUCUUCAAUGAUGCUGCAUCACUGUCACAUCUGGCGAUUGGGGCAAACCCUUUAUACUGUGAUUGCCGACUGCGUUGGCUCUCUGACUGGGUGAAAACUGGUUAUAAGGAGCCUGGCAUUGCGCGCUGUGUCGGCCCACAUGGCAUGGAGGGCAAAUUACUGCUAACCACCCCUGCCAAGAGGUUUGAAUGUCAAGGUGAGGUGGACACUGCCAUACUAGCAAAGUGUAACCCGUGCAUGUCUAGUCCCUGUCUGAACCACGGCACCUGCGAGACACUUCAGGCAGAAGGCUACAGCUGCAGCUGUUUAGAGGGUUAUAAGGGCAAGAACUGUGAAACAGUGCUGAACACUUGUGUCAGUGAGCCCUGUAAGAAUGGAGGAACAUGUCACAUGUCUGGAGAAGAGUAUGGAGGUUAUAGCUGUUGGUGUGCUGCAGGCUUUGAAGGUCCCACGUGUGAGACAGACAUUGACGAGUGUAAAGAUAAUGUCUGUCAGAAUGGAGCGACCUGCAUAGAUGGCCUCAAUAAUUACACCUGCUUAUGUACCACUUUUUACACAGGGGAGAUGUGUGAUGAGAUGGAGGACAUGUGUGCUCCUGGCCGCAGUCCCUGCAAACAUCAGUCCACCUGCUUCAUCACAGUCACUGGCCCAAAGUGUAUAUGUGCACUUGGUUAUGUGGGUGACGACUGCAGCAUGAACUACGAUGACUGUAAGGAACAUAGGUGCCAGAACGGGGCAGAGUGUGUGGACAAGGUUAAUGGAUAUUCCUGCAUUUGCCCAAAGGGCUACAGUGGAAAGCUUUGUGAAGUGCCAUCUACUCCGCUGUCUACUUGUGACCUGGCUGACUGUCAGAACAGUGCACCUUGUGUGGAGCGGGGUGGCCAUCCACUGUGUCAGUGCCUGGCAGGAUUUGGUGGGCCACGUUGUGAAAAGUUGGUCAGUGUCAAUUUUGUGGACAGAGAUUCAUACCUGCUCCUCAGUGACCUGAAGAACUGGCCUCAGGCCAACAUCACUCUACAGGUGUCCACCGCAGAAGACAAUGGCAUUCUUUUGUACAAUGGAGACAAUGACCACAUUGCUGUGGAGCUUCAUGAAGGUCAUGUUAAAGUCAGCUAUGAUGCUGGAAGCCAACCAGGUCAUGCAAUCUACAGUACUGAGACCAUCAAUGAUGGGCAGUUCCACACAGUAGAACUGGUGACCUUAGACCAGAUGGUGAACCUUUCCAUAGAUGGUGGCAUACCAACAACCAUGGACAGCUUUGGCCAAGCGCAACCCUUGAGGGGGGAAGCUCCACUAUAUGUGGGGGGUAUGCCGGUCGAUGUCCACCCCACAGCCCCUCGUGUCUGGCAGAUCCAAAACGGCUCCAGCUUCCAUGGCUGUAUUCAGAAUCUUUACAUUAAUAAUGAGCUACAAGACUUUACCAAAACCCAGAUGAAACCCGGUGUGGUGCCCGGGUGUGAGCCCUGCCGAAAGAUAUAUUGCCUACAUGGCAUCUGCCAACCCAAUGGCCCAACCGGCCCCAUUUGCCACUGCCAGCCUGGAUGGAGUGGGCAACACUGUGACCAGCCAGCUGCAAACCCCUGCCUGGGCAGCAAGUGUGUCCACGGAAAGUGUAUUCCAAUGGAUAUGCAGUCGUACCACUGCGAAUGUCAGGAGGGUUUUCAUGGUGCCCUGUGCAACCAACAGGAAGAACUCUUCAACCCAUGCAGAAAGCUCCAAUGCAAACAUGGUCACUGUCAGAUAUCUGAUUCAGAAAAUGCCUAUUGUCAUUGUGAGGUCGACUACAGUGGAGAGUUAUGUGACAAGGAGUCCGAGUGCCAUGGGGAGCCAGUGAGGGACUUCUACCAGGUGCAACGUGGCUAUGCCAUCUGUCAAACCACACGCAUGGUGUCAUGGGUGGAGUGCAGCGGUGCCUGCGACACGGGCUCAUGCUGCGCUAGCCAAAGGAUGAAACGCAGGAAAUACACGUUUGAGUGUAGUGAUGGAACGUCCUUCAGUGAGGAGGUUGAAAAGACCAUCAAGUGUGGCUGUGUGGGGUGCAUGUAGAACACAAACACUAGCAUCACUACCCCAUAACAGUCUGACAGAACUGCAGAAAGAGCCAUCACAAAUAAGAGAGUCAACAGAAAUAAAUCAUAAAUAUCUUUCAUUUGGUUUGCAGAGACACCCCCAACCCCAUACUUCCAAUAAUAGCCUGACAUUUUAACCAAUUUUUUCCAUUCAUAUGGUCUCAGAAAGAUAAAAUAACAUCCACUCUGCUGACAGGAAGGUGAGGAAGAUGGCCUCUGGCUAGUUUUAGCCUUUUAAGGACAGUAAUGAACUAUUAGAGGAAAAUGAUGGUCUUUUUGCCCUCUCUGCGGUGCAGGUCUAUUUGUGCAGAUAAGGCGGAUGGUGAUGAAAGAAACAUCAAUGUUUCCACCAUGCCAGAAAAAUGUGAUAUAUAUGUGGAAGAAUACUGUCACUGUCAGAACAUGUAAAACCAGUAAAGCAAGAAGCAUGGAAUGACAUGCUGUCUUACCAGAUAUUUAUUAAAAAUCUAAUUAAGACUAAAAGCAGAGUGUUAUGGGGGUUAUAAGGGACCUCUGCAUGUAUCACUGCUCCAGUUCCACUGCAAAUAUGGCAUCAUUUAUGAACUGUUUGGGGUCAGAAAUACCCCAUAAAGGGAGGUUCUUUAUGAUAUUUAGACUUUCAGUAGAUAUAGAUAGUUCAAAUAAAGUCAAACAAAAGGAUUCUUUUAUUUGAUUGUCACUGAUCUAUUCCAUCUGGUGUUUAGCAUUCCAUUACCUCAAAUAGAGAACUUUAUAGUAUGUAAUAGAGAGCUGAAAUCCAAGUGGUAGACAGAUCUCAUCAAACAAUAAUUUGCUAAGAUGCGUGCUCAUUGUCAUGUCUGGAUUGUGGUUUAUAUUAGCACUGUUGCACAGAAAAUAGAAUGGCCCUUAUCAAAACACAAACACACACCACUGCUAUUUUCAGUGUUGAAACUUUAUUAGGGGUAAACUAUAUCUAUGGGUUAUGAUCACAACACUGUAUACGCCUCUUAGAAGUACAAGAUUUCCCUUCCAUUGACAUUUUCACGCUGUAAGAACCCAGAAUAUGAAGUUGUCUUGUCAAUACCUACAAUAGCAUUACCUCUGAAAAUUACUGCAUUAACGAAAGGUUUGCAAAUUGACGUGCAUCCUUCUAGAAUUGUUGAAUAAGUCAAAAACAGUGCAGUUUGGAUUUCAUAUUUUUGGUGCGUGUUUGUUUUUUCAUUGAUUUCAUUUUCCUAACCCCCUAGACCUUCACUUUAUACAGAAAUGCUUAACAGAUUCUAAUAUAUAUUUGUAUUUCAUUUUGGUAUAGUAUUUUUAUAUGUUAAAGAAUACAUUUGUGUUUCCAGGAUUUUACUAUCAAACAGCAGCGUGACUUGGUGUUUUAUUCGGUCAUUUAAUUCACUCGCUUCUACAGGCUACAGUGUUUUGUAACUGGCCAAAUGCAUAGAUAAUUAUUAGCCUUAUUUUAAUAGGAGCCAGUCAAUUGUUUUGGAAGGUUUUUUAAUAUUUAAAAUGUUGUCUUACAUGAGUUGUUAAAUGUUGUCAUUACAUUCCUUUGAAAUAUCUGUGAUUUUGAAAUUAUUUAUUUGAAUUCCUUUCCAGAUAUAAAGCUGAAUUGUCUUUUAUGAAUUUGCUAAUUUUGAGUCACUGAGUUAAG